Molecule: messenger RNA, 1014 nt
Organism: Musa acuminata subsp. malaccensis (wild Malaysian banana)
Lineage: Eukaryota; Viridiplantae; Streptophyta; Magnoliopsida; Zingiberales; Musaceae
Product: sulfite exporter TauE/SafE family protein 3-like
Biological process (GO): protein ubiquitination
Cellular component (GO): membrane; Cul4A-RING E3 ubiquitin ligase complex
Source: RefSeq, a predicted model, not a curated record
AUGGGGACGGGGGCGGUUGGGCUUUUAAAUCAUAAAACCGCGGGAAACUUCGCCACGCCAGGCAUUGCAGAACAAGAGGCCUUCGCAAAGAGGCCAUUUGACACAGCUACCAGCAGCAGUAGCAGCAUGAAUGACGAAGAGAUUGGAGAGAAGGAUUCCGAGGAUUUCCUCACCAACCUCUUCCAUUCUUUACUCAAUAAUGGAGGAGAAGAAUCUUCUUACAAUCAUGUCAUGGAGCUCAGCCGGUGGGUGGUGCUGGGAUCCAUCAUUGGGUUUGUUGGUGCAGCUCUUGGCAGCAUUGGUGGCAUUGGAGGAGGAUGGAUCUUUGUGCCCAUGCUCCCCUUGAUCAUUGGAUUUGACCCCAAGACAUCAACAGCCAUUUCCAAGUGCAUGAUCAUGGGUGCUGCAGGAACAACAGUAUACUACAACCUGAGACUGAGGCACCCAACCAUGGACUUACCAAUCAUUGACUAUGAUCUAGCACUGUUGUUUCAGCCCAUGAUUAUGUUGGGCAUCAGCAUUGGAGUUGCUUUGAAUAUAAUCUUUCCAGAUUGGAUGCUCACUGUCUUCCUCAUCAUCCACUUACUAGGAAGCUACAAGUCUCUAGGCCUCACAAAGAAAUGGUGCAGAACUGGAAUACAAGGCACUCCCUGGGGCUCUCCUGCUAAUCCACAAUGUAGAACUUCAUCAGAUGAUGAGGAUAACAUCUACUGGAAGGAAUUAACAGUUCUUUCAUCCGUAUGGGCAGCAUUUGUGGCAGUCCAGAUAGUCAAGACAUACACCACACAGUGCUCCACAGAGUAUUGGGUUCUAAACAUCAUGCAGGUGCCAAUUGUUGUUGCUAUCACAAUCAAUGAAACUAUCGGCCUCUGUGAAGGAAAGAGAACCAUUGCCUCAAGGGGCAACCUAGAAACCAAACGGAAGAUUCAUCAGCUGCUUGGGUUUGGAGGAGGGCUCAUCCUUGAACCAUUGUUUCUUGAAAUGGGAGUUCCUCGACAGGUUCUAUUCUCUUGA